This is a messenger RNA of Nelumbo nucifera (sacred lotus), 1143 nucleotides long. Its product is annotated as alcohol dehydrogenase-like. Gene Ontology annotation, biological process: formaldehyde catabolic process. The record is from RefSeq and is a predicted model, not a curated record. Gene Ontology annotation, molecular function: alcohol dehydrogenase (NAD+) activity; zinc ion binding; S-(hydroxymethyl)glutathione dehydrogenase [NAD(P)+] activity. NCBI's taxonomy places the organism in Eukaryota, Viridiplantae, Streptophyta, Magnoliopsida, Proteales, Nelumbonaceae. Gene Ontology annotation, cellular component: cytosol.
AUGUCGAGUACUGCUGGUCAGGUGAUUCGUUGCAAAGCUGCUAUAGCAUGGGAAGCUGGGAGGCCAUUAUCAAUCGAAGAGGUGGAGGUGGCGCCUCCACAGGCAAAUGAGGUUCGUGUGAAGAUCCUCUUCACCUCCCUCUGCCACACCGACGUCUACUUCUGGGAAGCCAAGGGACAAAAUCCCUUGUUUCCUCGAAUCUAUGGCCAUGAGGCAGCAGGGAUUGUUGAGAGUGUUGGAGAGGGCGUAGCAGAUCUUGCCCCAGGAGAUAAAGUCCUUCCAGUGUUCACUGGAGAAUGCAAGGAAUGUGCCCACUGCAAGUCAGCGGAGAGCAACAUGUGCAGCCUCCUCAGGAUCAACACCGAUAGAGGUGUGAUGCUUAGCGAUGGCCAAUCCAGGUUUACUGCAAAAGGCCAGCCUAUUUACCAUUUUUUGGGCACCUCCACCUUCAGUGAAUACAGUGUCAUGCAUGUUGGCUCUGUCGCCAAGAUCAACCCUUCAGCCCCUUUAGACAAAGUUUGUGUCCUCAGUUGUGGCAUCUCCACAGGUCUUGGUGCUACCUUGAAUGUUGCAAAACCUCCCAAGGGCUCAUCAGUGGCCGUCUUUGGUCUGGGAGCCGUAGGACUUGCUGCUGCAGAAGGGGCCAGAAUUUCUGGGGCUUCUAGAAUUAUUGGUGUCGAUGUGAACACCAAGAGGUUUGAGGAAGCUAAGAAGUUUGGCUGUACUGAGUUUGUUAAUCCAAAAGACCACAAUAAACCAGUUCAAGAGGUGAUUGCUGAAAUGACUGAUGGAGGAGUUGACAGGAGUGUUGAAUGUACUGGAAACAUUGAUGCCAUGAUCUCUGCUUUUGAAUGUGUUCAUGAUGGUUGGGGUGUUGCUGUUCUUGUGGGUGUACCUACCAAAGAUGCUGUUUUCAAGACGCACCCUGUGAAUCUAUUGAAUGAGAGAACUCUCAAGGGCACCUUCUUUGGAAACUACAAACCACGCAGUGGUCUUCCUUCCGUUGUAGAAAAAUACAUGAAUAAGGAACUUGAGGUGGAAAAGUUUAUUACCCAUGAAGUGGCAUUCUCAGAUAUCAACAAAGCUUUUGAUUAUAUGCUAAAGGGUGAAGGCCUCCGGUGCAUCAUCCGCAUGGAAGGUUAA